Molecule: messenger RNA, 2695 nt
Organism: Anopheles marshallii
Lineage: Eukaryota; Metazoa; Arthropoda; Insecta; Diptera; Culicidae
Product: fatty acyl-CoA reductase wat-like
Exons: 8
Coding region: 1-2643 (880 amino acids)
Biological process (GO): long-chain fatty-acyl-CoA metabolic process
Cellular component (GO): peroxisome
Molecular function (GO): alcohol-forming very long-chain fatty acyl-CoA reductase (NADP+) activity
Source: RefSeq, a predicted model, not a curated record
AUGAAUGCCAACGAAAAUGGGCAAAAAGUCAGUGAUUCUGGCAAAAGUAAAACAUUACACGUUUCGGACUUUUAUCGCGAUUCCGUUGUCUUGGUUACGGGUGGCACGGGAUUUCUCGGCAAAGUGUUGGUGGAAAAAUUGUUGCGCAGUUUUGCUGUAAAGAAAAUUAUGCUACUGAUACGCGAAAAGCGGGGCAUUAGCUCCGCACAACGAUUGCAGCAAAUGGUUUGUGAUCCGAUAUUUGAUACCAUCCGAGCGUCUGUAAUACAACCUAGUAAAAUUUUUGACAAGUUGGUGGCAAUCGAGACGGAUUUCUCCUCGCCGGAUUUUGUGAAGGAACCUUACAAAUCUGACAUAUUGCACGAAACGCAGGUAGGAUGGUAUACGAUCUGCAAAGCGAUAGCUAAAACAACUGAUCUGCUUUCAUCAAGGUUGUACGGCUUGCUUCGGAACGCAUCACGUCUGCAAGCGAUCGUGCAUGUCUCCACAUUCUACUCCAACUGCGACCGAUCCCACAUCGAAGAGUGCGUGUACGACGACAUUCGGUUCGGUGGAUGGGAUAACAUCCGGCGCAUCCUUGAACCACUGACGGAGACGGAAAAAGCCAAACUGAUGCCGACCAUCAUAGCUCCACUCCCGAACAAUUAUGUGUUUAGCAAAAAGUGCGCCGAAGUGAUGAUACAGCAGCAGUUUGCCGAUCUGCCGAUCGGGAUCUUUCGUCCACCGAUCGUCACACCCAGCUAUAAGGAACCGACCCCCGGUUGGGUGGACUGUAUACAAGGUAUCACGGGAUUAUGCAUUCCAAUACUGAAACAACGGUUGCUGUGGUACUAUGGAGAGCCGUCCGCAUGUCCAGCCUUGUCACCGGUGGAUUAUUGCACUGCCGGUUUGAUUACUGCGGCUUGCGAUAUUAGCGAGCGACACGAGGAACAUCGUGUACUGGAGUCUUUCGAUCGGCACGUAUCUAAACCUCCGGUGUACAACUAUUGCUUCGACAAAAACCCUAUCUCCUGGCAACAGUUUAUUGGGCUUGUCGGGUCUAACCUUCCAACUCCAAUGGGCCGCAAGCUAAGGCAGGAAGCAGCAGCGGUACGUUCGCAACUGCACAACGGACACGGCAACAUGAGCGACACCUGCGGCUCGAAGGUGAUCGAGUUCUACCAGGACUCGGUCGUCCUGAUCACCGGUGCGAGCGGUUUCCUCGGCAAGGUGCUGCUGGAAAAGCUGCUCCGAUGUCUGGAUGCGCGCAAGAUAUACGUGCUGAUCCGUCGAAAGCGUGACUACAGUGCACAGAUGCGAUUAGAGCAGAUCCUCAAGUCGAUGCUAUUCGACCGUGUGCGGAACGAGACCAAGGCAGCGAAGGCCCUAUUUGACAAGAUCGAGGCGGUCGAGGUGAACUUCGAGCGGGAUGAUCUCGGCCUAGAGCCCGGGCUGCGCGAUCGGAUCCGGCACGAGGUGGAGGUCGCCUUCAAUCUGCUCGCCUCGGUGAACUUCAACGAAGCGCUCGACCAGGCGCUGGAAACGAACGUCGAGUGUACGCGGCGCGUGCUCAACCUGCUCAGCGGUGCCCGCCGCAUCAAGUCCAUCAUCCACGUGUCGACGUUCUACUCGAACUGCAACCGGACGCUGAUCGAGGAGAAGAUCUACGACGACAUCGGUUUCGGCGGGUACGACAACAUCAAGAGCACGUUCGCGAAGCUGCAGGACGACCACAAACAGUUCCUGUCACCGGUCGUCCUCGGCACGUUCCCGAACUCGUACACGUUCAGCAAAAAGUGUGCCGAGGUGGUGGUGCGCGACAAGUUCGGCCACCUGCCAAUCGGAGUAUUUAGACCACCGAUAGUGACCUCCAGCUACCGGGAGCCCGUACCUGGAUGGGUCGAUAACUUUAACGGACCGAGCGGUAUGGUGGUGCCACUCUCCCAGGGACUGUACAGUGCCGCCCUGCUCGAUCCCAAAAAGAAGCCGUUCAUCGUACCGGUCGACUUCUGCGUCAAUGCGCUGCUCGUGUGCGCGUACGAUGUGAGCAAAUCGAGCGUCACCAAGAGCAUUCCCGUCUACAACUACACCGACGACUGCAACCUCUGGACCUGGGACCAGGUGAUCAAUGGGUUCUUUAGCGGUCUCGGACCAAUUCGGAAACUAGUGGCAAAAUACUUCACCGGCACAAUCACGGUCAACCCGGUGCGGUACGCAAUCUGCAAGCGAAUCAUGAUGUUCCAGGCAUUCUGUCUGGAUCUGAUCCGGACCUUCAGUGGAAAGGAAAAAAUCAUGCAACGAUUGUUCUCCAAGAUGGUGACGCUGAGCGAAGUGUUGCGCUUCUUCUGCCUGAACGACUGGAAGAUGACUAACGCCAACAUCCGCCGGAUCAGCGACGAGAUGUCACCGCUCGAGGCGGAACUGUUCCCGCUCGACAUCAGGAAGAUCGACUGGACCGAGUACUACCGGAACUUUGUGCCGGGCGUGAUCAAGUACGCCGUCCAGCCGCGCAGCCCGCGCAGUCCGAGCAUCAGCGAGCGGAAGCUGAAGGAGUCGAAGCUGCGGGAAACGAAAAAGCUCAACAGUGGCCUAUUCUACCUGCUGUGGAGCUCCGUGUUUAUUAUCGCGCUGAAGAUAUUCAAAAAUCUCUUCAACAAGGUGUGAAGAACUUUCCAACUCCAAGUACGCUUCCAAUUUAUUUAGGUUGAAUUUAAGA